GUGGUCGCCGCUCGGGGGUUUGGUCGCCAAUGUAUUGUUAUGCCGUCUUAAACUUGAACUUUUUGGACCUAAAGAAACGAAACCUGCGAGUUUGGAACCGUGUAAACCGGCCGAGCCGUCAAUGAAAACCUCACUGAGGCCGAAAUCGAGUCUUCGACGGCUCCUGUUUUAAUAUGUGAAGCAGCUGUGUGUAGAUAGUCGGCGCACAUCGAGUCUGCUUUAACUUUCUCCUGGAGGUUUGUUGUGUAGGUAACCAAUUCUCGUUGAGGGAGAGAGAGGAAUACACGACGAAAUAUGUUGACGAGACGCGCGACGGGAGUGUGAAGAAUGGAACCCUUUGAAGGGCAAGCAGAGGAUGGAGGAAUUAUUGGGAAGCAAGAACUCAUCGAAAAUACAUCAAAUGGAGUCUUAAAUGAUAGUAUUGACGAUCCCAUUCACAAUGAUGAUACUCUUCCAUUAGAUCCCAAUCAACUUGAUGAUGAGUCCGUUAUCCCAGCUGAUUUUCAGAAUGGAGAAUCAUCAGGGGAAACGGGGGCUCCUGCUCUUGAUGGAAUUGAUAACGAUUUACCCGGAAGUCCGACAACUGGAGCUGAAGCUCCAGGAUUAAAUUUAUGGUCUAAUGUUAAAUGUGUAUUUUGUGACACAUUAUUAGCUACAAAUGACCAACCCAGAUUAUUAGAAUGUCUACACACCUGUUGCAGCUCAUGUGUUAGUUCUAAACUAAAUGAGCCCAAUCAGGAUACUGGAGAUGUUGUUGUGGAAGUCAACAGUUUGUCUUGCCCCUCCUGCUCAGUUGUUAGCACUGUCAGUAGUAUUAUUGACAAUCAAUUUUUGUUGGAAUUGUGUAUGGAACAUGAUUUAGGUUCCCUUCCUGACCUGAACAAAUCUCUGUCAGACUUAAAAUGUUCGAGUGACAGUGCUCCAGCUACAAGCUGGUGUGUGGAUUGUGCAGAAUUUAUUUGUGAUGACUGUGUUCAGGCGCAUCAAAGGCUUAAAAUUACGAAAGAACAUACAAUUAAACCUAAAGAAGAGGGAGACUUGGAAAACCAUACAUCCUCCAACACAGUAACUUCAAAGAAUUUCUUCUGCAAUAUUCACCCUCAGGAACACUUAACUUUAUUCUGUGAAACUUGUGAUCGAUUAACAUGCAGAGAUUGUCAGUUAACUGAACAUCGAGAUCAUAAAUACAAGUUCAGUCAUGAGAUUGCCUCUGAAUCUAGAGGCAUGAUCAAUAACCUGUUGUCAGAAGUAACCUACAAGAGAGUUCUCUUAAAAAGUGCAACUAAGGUAAUAGAAGACAGACAGGUACUAAUAGUGAAGAAAAAGAAAGAACUAUUACAAGAAGUAACACAAAUGGUUUAUCGUCUAACCAGCGCUAUCAACCAAAGGGGAAAACAGUUAGUUGUUCGUUUAAAUGAAGUUUGUGAUGCAAAGCAGAAAACUUUAUCAGAAAAGAAACAGGCUCUGGAACAGCUUUCCCUUGUCACUGACCACUGUAUAGAUUUUGUAACAAAUGCUGUUAACAAAGGCAGUGACAUGGCCCUGCUCUUUACUAAAAGGCAAAUCACUCAACACCUUCAGAGAAUCAAGAGCAAGAGAGCUGAUAUUCCUAAUCCAGAAAUCCCUGUUAGAAUACACUUAGCAACUGACAAAGUUCCAGACUUGAUAAGAGUGCUCUCUUCCAUUGGGAACAUUGUUGUGGACGGUCGAGUGUACCCAUCUCAACACAACAACACUAGUAAUACUCAACAGCAGCAAGGAUCUAACAGUACUGGGGGGUCCACCGCAACGGCGCCUGCUCCUGCUCCUCUUAGUCAACCCCACCAUCAGGCACCCCCUAUUCAUUCGCAACCACCUGCCAAUCAAGCUGCAUAUUCUUCUGUGCAGACGUAUUUUCCCCCGGGCUCCUCCCUGCGGCAGUCAACAUCUAUGGGACCUGCGGGGCCUCAGAGGGCCGCCACCCCGCCGCAACCGCAACACCUUCAGAACUUGCAGGCCUUACCAGCGCAGGUAGCAAGGAACUUGAACAUGCUUCGACAUUCUCCUCAGCAUCCUCCAGGUCUUGGGCUCAUGCGGACCCACCACCAACAGGUGACCUCUUCUACCCACCCUAUAGCGGACGGUCGCAAUGUAACCCUGCAGGCCAUGCUGAACCCCAGAGCGGCUCCUCAGCAUGGUGGGCCAACUCCUCCACUGGCGCCAGGGCCUCCGCAUCAGGCGCAAGGGCGGGCUUCCAUCCCAGUCGGUCCAAUGGGGCAUCAGCAUCCUUCCGCAAUGUCCCAUUCAGUGCAGCGUCGCUACCAGGACCCAAUGGUGGCGCAGCAGCAGGCGCAGGCGCAGGCGCAGGUGGCAGCAGCGCAGGCGGCAGCGGCAGCGCAGCAUCAUCACUAUCAGAGGGAAUACAUGCGGCAGCAGCAGCAGCAGCACAGUAUGCAUCAAUAUGGAACUUACCAUCCUGGCCAGGGGACAGCUGGCUCGGCAAUGUGGCAAGCUCAAACGGCUCAGCGUGGGGGAGCAACCCAGCAGAGCGGGCAGGCUCAGCACCCCCAGGCCCAGGCGCAGGCCCAGGCGCAAGCUCAGGCCCAGGCACAGGCCCAGGCCCAGGCUCAAGCGCAGGCCCAGGCAGCAUUGCAUCAAUGGCAUAUUCCUCAGCACGGAGUCAGUCAGCUCGGCAAUCCUGGCCGCUCUGGGCAAGCCCAGAACCACCAGGACAACAACUCUUACAAAAUUACCCUCAAGACACAGGUGUCCCCACUGCAGCAGCAGCCGCAGGCAUCUUCGCCAGGCGCACAAGGAGCCUCGAUCAGCGUUGGCCCAGUGCCUGGGGCCAUCCCCAUUAAUAAGCAGACUACUGCUAGCUUGAGUAGGGAGGAUGCUCGUUCUGCUUCUCGAACAAACGAUCGCAGCUCUAACUCAAGUGUGAGUUCUAAUAACAGCAAUGGAGAGCGCAGUAUUAGUAGACAAUCCUCAACUAGCUAUAUGGUGACUUCAUCAGCACCUAAAACUCCCAGUCCCAGUUUGAACAAACCAGAAGAUGCUGAACGAACCGAACAAAGUCUUGAUAAGUUUUGUGAGGAAUCUGUCAAUGAUCUCAUGGCAACAAUUGCCAAACUAGAUAGUAAUGGCAUCAUGGUUAUCCCAGAACCCCAGCCGCCUCCUCAAACUCCAUUGGCCCAAGCUGGAGACAGUCCUCAGGUCGACUCAUCCACAGGUGAUUCUAGGCAGCAAGUAGCGGAAAAACAAGAUGAAGUUGAACCUCCUAAAGAUGAUCCUAAUGAGGAUUGGUGUGCAGUGUGUAUGGAUGGUGGGGAACUAGUGUGUUGUGAUAAAUGUCCUAAGGUUUUCCAUAUGCACUGCCAUAUACCAACACUAGAAGCUCUUCCUGAAGAUACAUGGCAAUGUCUUCUAUGCACGGAAAUUAAUGAAGUAGUAAGUCACAUUGUAGACGAAGACAAAACACAGUCAGCUUUAAGCCCUCAUGAGUUGAAACUGGCUAGACGUCUUGUUCUUGAAUUGUACUGCCAGUAUGAACCAAGUUUACCAUUCCGAGAAAAUAUUGGCUCAGAAGACACUGUGUCAUUGGAAACAGUCAGAAAAAAGCUUUCACCAGACAAUCCAGAACAUUAUUCUGCCUUAUCAAAAGUUAUUCAGGACAUCAGACUGAUAUUUAAAAAUGCCUAUGCAUACAACACAAGUGACAGCCAAGUUUAUGGUGAUGCCAAAACAUUAGAAGAGUUCUUUGAACAUCUAUUGCUAAAAUGGUUACCUAAUUUUAAUUUUCCUAAGGCUAAAUGUGAGUCUGAUGAUGAUUCCAUGGAAGGAGAACCAGGUACUGAUAAUGGAGACAUUGCACCACCUGCAAAGCGUAUCAAGAGGGGCAUAGCAGAAUGAUGUCACGCUUCUGGGAAUGUGUUGGCUGAGUCUGUCAACACAUUUCCAGCUGGUGACAAUUACUACAUAAAAAUUGCCACGGUUGUUACGUUUUUUCAAGAGGGAAUCGAGAAAGAAAUAAUUUGAGCUGUGCAAUGCCUGAUGUAUAUAAGUGUGAGCUUAGUUUAGGUGUCUAGCCAGUUGAAAAUAUUAAAUUGCAGCCACUAAUCUAACAAAUAUGGGUAUGAGAUGACAAUGAAUCAAAGGAGUGUCUCAUCCGUAUUCUACACAUGGCUAUAUGUUUUCUUUUAAUCCAAUUUAUUUAGCCAGAUAAAUUGCACUUAUCUCACAUUAUUUUGUUGAAAUAUUUAAGUUUGUUUUGGGUGUAAGCACCCUUUAAAAUUGCGUGUUUGUACUACAGUUUUAAUUACUGUAUAUUAGCAUUUUCAUUUAAACAGGAGAAUGAAGUAAAAUUUUUAUGAAUAAUUUUUAACUUUGUCUUUUGUUUUAUGAAAAUGUCACAUCCUCCUAUUCAAUUUUUAUUGCUGACGAACUUGUGACCUGCUAGAUUAGUUAAUUUUUUGUUAGUACUCUGCCCUCCCUCAAACAGAUAGCCCUUCCUAUCUUUUGAAGUUUUGGUGUGGAGGGUGUUUGGACAAAGGAUGUUUGGUCUCUUGCUUAAAGGGGUUUUGAGCUUGAGAAAUGCUGUGAUAAUUCAGAUUCAUACCAUAGAUGUGCUCCACAUGUUUGUGCAGAUCUUACAUCACCCUAAAUCUAUUAAAACUUCAUAAACCUAUUUUUGUUUCUUGUAUCAAUGUCUUUCCCCUGUGGGUGGGCAAUUGUCACUGUGAACUAUUUUCUUGACGGGUUCUAUUUGACAUGCAUAGUCUGUAGUGGGAGUGGGGGCUGCCAUCAAUGAGUGCUUAAAGCUUACAUAGUUGUACACUGUAGGAAUUAAAAUCAAUUGUGAGUCUCAUGGAUAUGUUACCAUUUACUUGAACUAGUAAUACGGACUGGAAGUCAAAUGGUAAUAACUUGAGAGUAUUACUUUUGGUAUUAUUAUUAUUUCAUUGAUGUGGUAAUGUGGGUUAAUAUUGAUAUGGAAAUACUGCUGAGCUCACUUUCAUUCUUUAUUUCUCUGACCACAUCUUCCAUGUUGAAGUAUUAAUGUACCACUGUAACAAAUAUUCCUUGUCUUGUCUUAUUCUCUAUCCUUUGUCCCCUUGAUGAUGCAUGCUGCAUUGUCAGCAAAUGAACUAGUGUUUUUGUAUUAUUUCUGUAUGUAAAUUAUGUACAUAUGCUAUAGUUGCUUUUAUGUAAUGUGACUGCUUUUGAAAAAAAUUGUGCUAUAGUUUGCUAGAAUCUUCCCCCUUUUUUUCAUCUUAAGUUUUUGCAUUGGUACAUUGUAAAGGAAAACAGUUGCAAUGGUGCUAGAAAUUCUUGUGAAGAUUUUUGUUUGUUUUUUUCUUUACCAACAAUGUGUAUGAUUUGUAAAAUUGUAUGUAUAAAGCGCUCUUUAAGGUUGUGGUGAACAAAAUGGAAUCACAGUAUUGUCAUAUCAUAGUACUGCUAGGUAGGAAUUGAAAUUGACAAGUUUUGUUAUUUAUAUUUUUUUUUUAAUCCUCUAAACCUGUUGAUUGGUUUAAUUUUCUCAAUGCUUUUACCCUGCCUGGUAAGAGUCUUCACUUUUUCUGUUGAAUACUUUUAACUGUGGAGCCCAUUUUGAUUUUGUUAUUUUGUUGAUAGUGUGAUGUACUGGUACUUAGCUUCAUUAAUGUACAUAGUUUGGUUUUUAGAGCAUUAUUCCUAAUGUCUUUACUUGUUAUGUUAAGACUUCUUCUGUAUUUUUCUCCUGAUAAGAAGAAGUGUGUUAUGUUAUCAUGUUUCAAGAUGAAUAAUCAUCAGGUAUCAUCAUAGGUACUCAGUUCAUACCUGCUAAAGAACUUCCAACAAAUUGUUAACUCUCCAGUUUUCAUCUUCUAAAGUAAUUGAAAGAUCUGUAAAAUUUACGCAAGCUGGUUGAAGUGUAAGAUCUUGUGCCAAACAAGUACCGCUCUAAUUUUGAAGAUAUUUCAAAAUACGCUUCUGAUAAUUUUAAAUCUUUAAGACUGAAAUAUAUAUCUUAACCUCUCCUA
Molecule: messenger RNA, 6005 nt
Organism: Thrips palmi
Lineage: Eukaryota; Metazoa; Arthropoda; Insecta; Thysanoptera; Thripidae
Gene: bon
Product: E3 ubiquitin-protein ligase TRIM33
Exons: 19
Coding region: 328-3891 (1187 amino acids)
Molecular function (GO): zinc ion binding; protein binding
Source: RefSeq, a predicted model, not a curated record